CCCAGACUUCUCUUUCGCGCCACCCAGGUUUCUAAUCUCUUCAUUUCUCCUCAGUCACUCUCUCUCUCGAGCGGUGAACUAGUCGAAAUCCCUAGAUUUGCUACUUCCAAGCUUCUCUUCUAAUUCGUUUGAUUAUUAGUUACUCUGGAUUAUUAAUUUUUUCAAUUUUUCCUUUUAAGUUUCUGCCUCACAAUUCAGACAGAUUCAUCCAUACUAAGUCCCCCCGCCCCCCGCCCCCCGCCCCCCCGGCCCGGGAAAUACUAAGUUUACUUUCUUCUACUUAUCUCUCACUCUCUAGGCGUUAGAUUCAAAAAGGAAUCAGUCAUCUUGGCGGUACUGAGUUCAUAUGCUUUUUUGAGCUUUGACGGGGACACAAGAAUCCAACAAAACCACUAAACCCUGCAAAACUACGAUGGUUCAGGAUGAAACUGAAAACAAACCUUUGCAGCCGCAUUGGUCUACUUCUAUACAGGGAUAUCAUUAUUCUAUGCAAACACCAACAACCCCUAUUAUAAAUUCACAUGUAGCUGCAGCAGGUUCUUACUAUUAUCCCCAUAUUUGGCCAAACCAGGUAGUCAUUUUCCUUAUUUAUGAUUCUUUUAGCAAAUUGCUUGCUUUGAUUAUCAUGAAGGGACAACUCGUGUGCUUUUUCAUUGUUUCUCAUCUGGUGCAGGCUGUCAGCACUUCCCUUCAAUAUGACCCUCUGCAUGAUCCCAGAAGAAUCAAGAAUCAUCCAAUUGUUGCCGGGGGCUUUUUGUUGACAUUUUCAGAUAAAGACAUUAUAACUUUCAGUAUAAAGAACAUGGAUUUUAUGGAAACAUAUGAUGGGAACCUACAACCUAGAAGUUCUGUAUUUGAGGAAUUAAGAGAAAAUGGAAAUGAAUUAUCAAUUUCCAAAAAUGAACAAGAUGGAGGAGCUUGGAGUGGGACAAGUGGAAGCAUGGGAUCAUCAGAUGAAGACCAUGACACUGACAAUGGUUUUCCUUCAAGUAGGGAGAAGCAAUGUAACGUGAUGCCAGCAAAUAGGAACCUUACACAGAGCAGGGCUAGGAUAGAAAAUUGUAAUACAGAUCAAGUGAAUUCAACUGAACCUAAUCUGAAUUCAGGAACCGGCCUCAAUAUAUCUGGGACUAUCCGUGGACCUGCAAAACUGGAUGAAGAUGAAAUAAGAAAAGAAAGAAAAAGGCAAUUAAAUAGGGAAUCAGCUAGGAGAUCAAGGUUACGUAGGCAGACAUUUUAUUUUACUAUUUCUUGGCAGCAAGAAUGUGAUGAGCUACGUAAAAUUGUGGAUGAUCUUGUGAAGAAUAAUUCCCUGCUGAAAGACAAGCUUAUGAGCCUUUCUGAAGACUGUCUAGAGCUCAAUAAUGAAAACAACUCCAUAGAGGAAGAGAUCACCAAGAUUUAUGGGAUAGAAUCAAUUGCCGAUCUUAUAGCCAUGAGGCCUGGUGGAGUAACUCAUUAAGAUAUGUUAGCCAGAACCAUUUGCUCAUUUGCUGAUCUUGUUGCCGGGAAGUCUGUUUUAUUCAGUUGAUGGUAGAAGCUAACAUAACAGUUCACGAACCAAAUCUUAACUCUUACUAGAAUUCGUCAUUUGACAUUAGAAGCUGGUUUCAACUCUAUUUAAAUGGAUUUAUAUUAUAGAAACUCUGAAAAUAACGUUAAAUAAAUGGAAUCAUAAUAGUCUUUUC
This is a messenger RNA of Prosopis cineraria, 1688 nucleotides long. Its product is annotated as G-box-binding factor 1-like. The coding region runs from base 413 to 1462 and encodes 349 amino acids. The transcript has 11 exons. The record is from RefSeq and is a predicted model, not a curated record. Gene Ontology annotation, biological process: regulation of DNA-templated transcription. Gene Ontology annotation, molecular function: sequence-specific DNA binding; DNA-binding transcription factor activity. NCBI's taxonomy places the organism in Eukaryota, Viridiplantae, Streptophyta, Magnoliopsida, Fabales, Fabaceae. Gene Ontology annotation, cellular component: nucleus.